This is a messenger RNA of Gekko japonicus, 1563 nucleotides long. Its product is annotated as gastrula zinc finger protein XlCGF57.1-like. The record is from RefSeq and is a predicted model, not a curated record. NCBI's taxonomy places the organism in Eukaryota, Metazoa, Chordata, Lepidosauria, Squamata, Gekkonidae. The annotation marks the transcript as partial. The transcript has 4 exons.
ACUAUGGCGGAGACAGACCAAGACCUUGUGUUUGAAGAAUGGCUAAAGUGUUUCUCAGGAAGAUCUCAAGAGACUAUCUCCUUCCCAGAUGAGCUGGCUGCAAGAGCAGAUGUAGAGGAGACAGCUGGAGAAUUCCAGGGGUUCUCUUCGGAAAAAGUCAAGAAUGAAGAUGCCGAAGGACACUUUGGAGAUGGAGAUGGACCACAGAGGCAGGAGGGAAGCCAAGCAGCAGGGGAUGAUGAGAGGAAUGAGGAGGAUGAGGAACUGCAUCCUCUAUCGCCAGAUGAAAGCAAGAAUGAAGACUUGAGAGGAAACUUCAGAAAGCAAGUUGGAUCUAAGAGGCAGAAAAGAAGCCACAUCAUCCAGAAGAGGGGUAAACCCAUUCCUUGCCAAGGGGGAGAUUUCCAAGAAGGAAUUCACACAGUGAAGGAAACAUACAAGGGCUUGGACUGCGGAAUUAACUUUUCAGAUCUAUCCCAAUAUAAUGUCCAUUUACAGAUGCACAGUGGAAAGAAGACCCAUCACUGGCUGGAGCGUGGAAAGACCAUGAUUCGGGAUAAGCCUUUUGAAUGCUCAGAAUGUGGGAAGAGAUUCAGUUACAGUGGCCACCUUCAAACCCAUCUAAGAACCCACACAGGGGAGAAACCUUUUCAAUGCUCAGAGUGUGGGAAGAGAUUCAUUCGCAGUGGCCAUUUUCAAAAUCAUCUAAAAACUCACAAAGCGGAGAAGACUUUUGAAUGCUCAGAGUGUGGGAAGAGAUUCAAUCGCAGUGGCCAUCUCCAAGAACAUCUAAGAACCCACACAGGGGAGAAGCCUUUUGAAUGCUCAGAGUGUGGGAAGAGAUUGAGUCACAGUGGCGCUCUUCAAGAGCAUCUAAGAACCCACACAGGGGAGAAGCCUUUUGAAUGUUCAGAGUGUGGGAAGAGAUUCAGUCGCAGUGGCACUCUUCAAAAUCAUCUAAGAACCCAUACAGGGGAGAAGCCCUUUGAAUGCUCAGAGUGUGGGAAGCGAUUCAGUCGUAGUGACACUCUUCAAGAGCAUCUAAGAACCCACACAGGGGAGAAGCCUUUCGAAUGCUCAGAGUGUGGGAAGAGAUUCAGUCGCAGUGGCCAUCUCCUAGAACAUCUAAGAACCCAUACAGGGGAGAAGCCUUUUGAAUGUUCAGAGUGUGGGAAGAGAUUCAGUCGCAGUGGCCAUCUCCUAGAACAUCUAAGAACCCAUACAGGGGAGAAGCCUUUUGAAUGUUCAGAGUGUGGGAAGAGAUUCAGUCGCAGUGGCCAUCUCCUAGAACAUCUAAGAACCCAUACAGGGGAGAAGCCUUUUGAAUGCUCAGAGUGUGGGAAGAGAUUCGGUCACAGUGGCGCUCUUCAAGAACAUCUAAGAACCCACACACGGGAGAAGCGUUUUGAAUGCUUAGAGUGUGGGAAGAGAUUCAGUCGCAGUGGCCAUCUCCUAGAACAUCUUAGAACCCAUACAGGGGAGAAGCCUUUUGAAUGCUCAGAGUGUGGGAAGAGAUUCAGUCACAGUGGCACUCUUCAAGAACAUCUAAGAACCCACACAGGG